Messenger RNA from Notodromas monacha, 2399 nucleotides. The record is from the annotation of a GenBank genome assembly. NCBI's taxonomy places the organism in Eukaryota, Metazoa, Arthropoda, Ostracoda, Podocopida, Cyprididae.
UUGUUUAUUGCUAUAGGUGUUGAUGUAUUUUGUGCAUAAAGUGUACGUGGCUCUACCAAAAUGAACUCGGGUUCGUGUGACUCAGUGUCGCGAGAAGAGACGCAUCUCUUGAACGAUACCCUGACGUCCGAUGGUUUAAGCGUUGCAUCCGCAGAGCUGAGCACAAACUUUCUCGCCAAAGAAACGCCUAGGAAAAAAGACAAUUAUGGCUCGUUCCACGGUCCGGAACCCGUCGUGAGUUACAAAGACAGCGCAAGCAUAGCAUGGAAAGAUCUGAACAUGUUUGUCCCGGCCAAGAAGCCUACAUCAAGUUGGCCUUUCAAGUCUUCUUCGUUGAACUUGAAAAUGGUUCUUAACGGAGUCAGCGGUUUCGUCAAACCGGGAACUCUGACGGCGGUCAUGGGAUCCAGUGGUUCCGGCAAAACAAGUCUCAUGAAUGCCUUGGCUGGUCGUGUGCAAUCCGAUUGCUUUGUCGACGGACACAUAGCUGUUAAUGGUCGCUUGUGUGAUGCUAAAACCCGGUCGAACUCCUUUGGUUUCGUCCAUCAAACGGACAUGUUUUUUGGUGCCUUGACGGUCCGGGAACAUCUAACUUUCGUGGUCGACAAUUUUAAUGCGAGGCUAAGGGUUGGCCGAUAUUCGACUAGAGGAGAGAUUCUUCAGCGUGUCGAUCAUCUUCUGUCAGCUUUGGGACUGAGGAAAUGCCAGAACACUCGCAUUGGUAUUCCGCACGUCACCACUGGCAUUUCUGGAGGAGAACGAAAACGGCUCGCUUUCGCUUCCGAGAUCGUGACGGAUCCACCCCUUCUGUUCUGUGAUGAACCAACCACUGGGUUAGACAGUUUCACCGCCUGGACUGUUGCGAAAACAAUGCGUGAGAUUGUUUCAAAAAGCGGAAAAACGAUAAUUUGCUCCAUUCAUCAGCCUUCUUCUGAAGUGUUCGAUCUGUUCGACCACCUAAUCCUGUUAUCAGAAGGCUCAGUGGCAUUUAUGGGAUCAAAGCAAGCAGCCUUGUCAUUUUUCAACGACCUGGGAUACCGGUGUCCGUCGACAUUCAGCCCAGCAGAUUUUUAUGUGCAUACCUUGGGCAUUGCACCUGGAAGAGAGAACAAGUCCAGAGCCGUGGUUCGAAAUAUCUGCAAUUAUUUCGCCAUCUCCCGAGAAGGGGUGCAAAUAGAUCAGAUGGUUGAACAUGAGUUCGCUCUUGCCAUGAAUCUUGAAUCGUCCUCCUCCUCUUCUUGUUCGUCUUCUGGAAUUUCUUCGGAAUUCGAUUGUUUGACGGCGAGGAGUAAACCGAAUUGGUUCAUCCAGUUCUUCGUUCUCCUGCAACGAUCUGCUCUGGAUGCGGCCAGGAACCCGGGCGUAAAUCGAGUUCGAACCUUUCAGAAAUUGGCGUUGGCGAUUUUGGUGGGACUAGCUUUUGCUAGUAGUAUCUCGAUGACUCAACGAGGCAUACAGAACAUCACUGGAGCUAUUUUCGCCAUCGUUACUGAGAACACGUUCCCGUCCUUGUUCGGAGUGCUUGGUUCAGUCCCUCUGGAAUUACCAUUGAUUCUAAGAGAGUAUCAGUCGGGGAUGUUCAAUCUUGGUCCUUACUAUGCUGCCAAGGCUUUAGCUUUGAUUCCAGGCUUUAUCUUGGAACCAUUUUUAUUCACUACUUUGGUUUACUUCAUCAUGGGACUUCGACCUGGGUGGUAUUAUUUUUUACAAGUACUGGGAGCAGUACUGAUGACAGCGAAUGCGGCGAGCGCUUGCGGUUGCUUGUUCGGAAUGAUGUUCGAAUCCGUGUCAGUCGCCAUCGCCACGCUGCUGCCGUUUGACGUCACCUUGAUGAUAUUUGGCGGAUUCUUUCUGCGUCUGGACUCGGUAUCGCCGUUCCUCAAUUGGAUCCAGUACAUCUCUUGGUUCAGGUACUCGACUGAGUCUCUCAUGAUCAGCCAGUAUCGCAAUUUUGAGAACAUCACGUGUGAGCCUGAAAUUCCUCAGGACCGAUGCCUAAGGACAGGCAACGAAGUUCUAAACAUGUAUGGGUUUGAUCCGGAGGCCUACGAUUGUGACAUCCUGAUUCUUUUCAUCAUGUACUGCUUCUUCCAUACGUGCGCUUAUUUGGCGCUUCAUCGUCGUGCACGUCAUUUCGCGAAUUAAAAUACUGCGCUGCGAUCAUUUCCGCUCAUCGAAACAUUCCUAAUGGCGAACAAUUUUGCGAUCGAGGUGCUAAUUUUUGCUGCCAUGAAUAAGGGGAGUCGAAAAUUAUUCAGUUCCUAAACUUUAGCCACUUUCAUACCCUUGCUUUCGACGUAUUUUUACGGACUUGUGGAUAGUGUUCUUUUGGUUCCCAAUGGCUGCACUUGUUCCGAAAUCAGCAUCAAAUGAAAGACCAAUUUUUAUCAGAGAAAAAA